GUGGGCCUGAGCGCUGGUCUGAAAACCCAUCUCGCCUCCCCGACAGAACAGCAACAGCGCCCUCCAGAAGUUCAGCCCACCAAAAACUUGCCAAGCUGAACCGGGAGCCCCAACACAGCGAGCCACCUUGAACCUUCAUUUGGCAAUCCAAUUUCAAUCUUGCCCUUGCUCAUUCUACUGCCUUUUGCUAGCACUAUGACCGAGGCCUCAACAUGGCUCUCACUGCAUCCAUGACCCGCGCGAGAAAGCUCGCCGCCACCGGUCAUCCCUUCUCCAAAGCGAACAGCCACUAUGCACCCCGCCCGAAGCGCCAGCGUGACCAUUCGGAACGCGACUUCGAGAACAUCGUAGCCAAGAAGUCCAAAUUGACGACGGGAAUUGCGGUCGAAAUUCCGGCGAGGUCGUCGCUGCAUGCCCGCUUCACAAACGACGACGCCGACACUGCCGACACCUCCCACGCGAACUCAGCGCCCACGGCCCCUAUCGCGGCCACUAAUGCUCCGGCUAGUCACCGCGUCCCUAAUGGGCCCAAACCCGCCCCUGGCAGCUCCCAGCAGCAGCAGCAGCAGCAACAGCGGCGGCGGCCCCCAACACCUACAAAACACCGAUCGAAGGUUUCCAAAGGGUUGAAACACGAACUCGACAGAUUGCAACCGAAUGAAGCCGAUACAAAAGACCAGGGCCGGAAGCUCCGGUCGCAGGAGGCUAUUCGCUUCAAGAGCGAACUGUCCUCCUACUUUCCGGAAUACGAUGAAGUCAUUGGCAACGACCCAAAAGAGACGCACUUCCUCAAUGCCGACACGCCCAUCGUAAUCAUUCCCGACGCACCCCCACCAACACAACAACCAGCACCCCACCCUGCGUCACCAACCCCCGGGCACCAGCACAACAACUAUCCAACCCGCAGCUACAGCGAUGCCCUCUACACAGACCUCUUCGACGCGCAGCGGAUCGACUUCAGCUUCCUCAGCAACCCGGCCGCGGCGACGUCCGACCCACUGCCGGACACGCUCUUCGCGCCGGCGCACAAGAAGGCGGAGCGCACGGAGCGGUCGAUCCGCAACACGGAGAAGGGGCGGGCGCAGCACGAGCGCGACCAGAUCGUGCGGCUGCUCGACGCCCUGCAGGGCCACGACUGGCUGCGCGUCAUGGGCGUCAGCGGCGUCACCGAGCCCAAGAAGCGCGCCUUCGAGCCCGCCCGCGCCCACUUUGUGCGCGGCUGCGAGGCCAUCCUGGACAAGUUCCGCCGCUGGUCCCGCGAGGAGAAGAGGCGCCGUGCCGAGCUGCUCGAGCGGAGGCAGGCGUUCUUGAGCGGUGGUGAGGGGAGCACGUGCGGGGAGGGGGUGGAGAGCGAUGAGGAGGGGGAGGGGGAGGAGGCGGAGGAGGAAGGGGAUGCGCGGCGGUCCGAGGGCGGUGGUGAGAGCGGCGAGGAGGUGGAGGACGCCGAUGACGUCGAGGACGAGCCGCCCGACGAGAGCGACGUCGACGCCUCGAUCGCGAAACAACUUCGCGAGGAGGCCUUAGCCGCUGCUGCGAAGAAACGGCGGGCCAAGCCGGGCGGCAAAGCGGCGGCCGCGAAACGGGCGACGACGACCGCACGGGGCAAGUCCGCCGCAGCGCCGGUGUCACAUGUGCCGGCGGCGGCACGUGAGUCGGCGGAGCCACCCCGGGAAAUCGUCUCGUUCUUUCGAAAGCGCUACCAGCGGGACGCGGCGCUCAGCACGAACCGCCGCAAGGGCCGCACGGUUCUCGCGUGGGGUGAGCCCCUCCCGGAGAUGCCCGAGGCCGAGUUCGAGCUGCCCGCUGCGCUGCGUGACGACGACUCCUUGCGGUCGCCUCCCAGGAAGAAGAGGCGGGCUAAGCGGGUGAAGGAGUGAGUGAGGCUCGACCCCGGGGCCGGAGGGGGAGGCGGUUUGUAUGUACAUUGCGAUCUUCGCGUGGGUUGUUGGCAUCUUCAACGGAGUUCCGGGUCAUUGUUUCUCUUGAGGGGCCAUCGGGAGCUGCCCCUCAGCGGUGUUAUAUCAUAGCGGGCGGUUAGGGAAAGGUUUCAAGGCGUUCCAACGGUUGCAUUUGCUGAGCGAGGCUGCUGGUUUGGUCCAUAGGUCUGUACAUGGGGGGAAUAGUUAAAAUGGAUAGGUUACUAGCUAUCCUUUGACAGUUUGACUCGGAUGGGGGUGGAAAAAGACAGAUGGGACAAAAUCGUGUGACGAGAGUCGGCUAGCUGCUCUUCAAUGAUGCCUAGCAGCACAGCAUGUUUCGUAGCAACCCCCUGUCCUGUGACUUCACAUGUUUUAUUUGGCAACUGAACGCCUGAUGAGUGAGUCAAUGCCCAUGACUGGUGACUUCAAAGAG
Chaetomium fimeti is the source of this 2352-nucleotide messenger RNA. RefSeq names its product something about silencing, SAS, complex subunit 4-domain-containing protein. Gene Ontology annotation, cellular component: SAS acetyltransferase complex. The transcript is spliced from 2 exons. Gene Ontology annotation, molecular function: histone acetyltransferase activity. NCBI's taxonomy places the organism in Eukaryota, Fungi, Ascomycota, Sordariomycetes, Sordariales, Chaetomiaceae. The coding region runs from base 213 to 1877 and encodes 554 amino acids. The record is from RefSeq and is a predicted model, not a curated record.